AUUAACCACUCAACUGAUAAGGCAGAAAGGGAAAGAGAAAGAUACAGCGAGAGGGGAAGAAAAAGGAGAGAGAUAGAAGGAAAGAAACACAUGAGAUAGAGAAACAAACUCAUCAAAGAAGAAGUAAGGACAUUGACUCAGCAGUUGAAGUUAGAGAGGAAAGAAGAGGAAGUUCUGACAGUGUAUGAGUUUGUGCUGAGGCGUUCAUUGUGUUGUUUGUUAAAUGUACUCCAUGGAAGACGCACAGGUGGCCAGGACCAUAGAGUUGAAUGACGGCAACCAAAUGCCAGUGUUGGGUCUGGGGACAUGGAAGUCCUCCAGUCUUCCCCGCACCUCAGUCCAGGGCGCCGUAGAGACUGCAAUUGCUGCUGGUUACCGCCACAUAGACACAGCCUACAGCUACAACAAUGAGUUGGAUAUUGGCAAGGCUCUGCGCUCCAAGAUGGAGCAGGGCAUCAUCAGGCGUCAGGACAUGUUCAUUGUCAGUAAGCUGUGGUGUACCCAUCAUGCCUCAGAGGACAUCCCUGUAUGCCUAAAAAAAUCCCUGAAUGAUCUCCAGUUGGACUACCUGGAUCUUUACCUUGUGCAUUUCCCUGUUGGGCUAAAGAAAAUGGGUGAUGAGCUUUUCCCGAAAAAGGAUGGAAAGAUGUUGACCUCUGACAAAGACUAUAUAGAUGUAUGGAGGGGGAUGGAAGCACUGCAAGUUUCAGGGAAGGUGAAGAGCAUCGGUGUGUCCAACUUUAACAUCCUGCAGCUGGAGAGACUUCUUGCUCUGUGCAGGGUGCCCCCUGCUGUUAAUCAGGUGGAGCUACAUCCCUACCUGGUGCAGACAGAGAUGAUAGAGUUCUGCAAGUCCAAGAACAUUGCCCUGGUUGCCUACAGCCCCUUUGGCUCACCUGCACGACCUCCAGAGUUGAUCAGAGAAGACACUGAUCCAUAUAAACUCCUGGAGGACCCAGUCGUUGCAGAUAUAGCCAAAAAGCACAGACGCAGCUCUGCACAGGUAUUGCUGAGGUACCAUGUGCAGCAGGGUAUUGCAGUCAUUCCUAAGAGUGACAAGUCUCAUCACAUUCUUGAAAACACAAAGAUCUUCGACUUCAGUCUGGCUGAAGAGGACAUGACAGCACUGAGAGGACUGGACCGAGGGUGGAAGGCCUGCAGGCUUGACGAAAUCAAGUCUCAUCCAUACUACCCCUUUGUAUGAAACUGCCAGAAGAGUGAAUAUAAAAGAUGACAAAUUGGAUCUACUAAUACCAUAAACAUCAACAAGACUCAGACCAGCUACAUGUAGUCUACAUACAGUAUCACACACUGUAAUUCACCAGUGACCUGUUUACCUAAUAAUGAAGAAAUGUGAUGCUGAAGAUAAUUAUAUUUCCAAAUGUGAAUGUAUUGAAUAUAUCAGGGUAUAGAUAAGCUCUUUUCUACUCUGUUUAAAACUGAGAUGCUUGCUUUUUAUGUUUUCCUAUUGUGAAUAAAGUAAUUUAUGUUUCUGUUGACACAAGGACAAGUUAGGACAAGUUACACUUACAGGAAAUUUUAUUACAAUGUACAAUGCUGAGCAUAUUAUAAUUUCAUUAUAUACACCACAUACACUGUGUUUAGUUAGUUAUUGCUGGGUGGACCUUGAAAAAUGUAAGAAAUUCUCACUGAGAAUUUGCGCUUUGGUGUGUAACUUUGAGUAAACAAUGGUCUUCAGUUUAAAUCUGUCCUUAUAAAUAACAUUUUAAAUGAAUGUAGGUCUGUACCCCAGA
Molecule: messenger RNA, 1754 nt
Organism: Lates calcarifer (barramundi perch)
Lineage: Eukaryota; Metazoa; Chordata; Actinopteri; Centropomidae
Exons: 10
Coding region: 224-1204 (326 amino acids)
Cellular component (GO): cytosol
Molecular function (GO): aldose reductase (NADPH) activity
Source: RefSeq, a predicted model, not a curated record